AUGAGAUUUGUUAUCUUAUUAUGCAUGAUCGGAUUUGUAGUCUGUGAUUUGCCUGUUCAUUGUUUAAAACACUAGGUUUCAGGAAAGUGGAGACUAUAUUUAGAAAAACCAACUUAAAAGGGUGUGGGUUUAUUACCAUGUGGUCACGAGGUUCCUGAUAGAGCUAAAACAUCAUAUAUGGCUUAUUCUAGCAACUUUUAACCCUCAUAAGAUUUUGAAGUUACUUUAGGAGAUGAUUAUAAAGUUAAAUCAAGUUCUAAAUCAGGAGAAUGGACUAUGGUUUAUGAUGAAGGUUUUGAAAUCAAAUUAGGAAAUAUGAAAUAUUUUGCAUUUUCAAAAUAUGAGCCUAAAGGUAGAGAAGGUGUUUCAUAUUGUGAUCAAACUUUAGUAGGUUGGUACACAAACCUUGAUACUUAAGAAAAAGGAUGUUAUAGAGCUGAAAAAACUGAAAAAGUAGAAUCAUCAGAAUCUAUCAAAACAGUUAGUAUUGUAUAACCAGAAUUUAUGGACGAUGAUGAUAUGAAAUCUUUAUCCUUUUUAUAGGUUUAAGAAAAAACACCAGAAUUGAAUCACGAUGAUCUAGUAGAAAAAUUGAAUUAGAAGGAAGGUACAUGGAAGGCAAAGGUUUAUGAUCAUAUGAAAGGAAAGAGUUUUGCAGAAGUAGCUAAGUCUUUAGGAAAGAAGAAGGGAUUUAGAAAAGACAAAUCAUAUAAACAAUAGGAAUCUACAUCAAAUAAAGUAUUUAUUUAGACAGGUGAAUAUUCAGAAUUACCAAGUUCAUUUAAUUGGAAAGAGUAAUUGAUUAUUUAAUGAAUUUAGAAAAUUAUCACCUCCAAGAUAAUAAGGAUAAUGUGGAUCUUGUUAUGCAAUUGCUACAAUGUCUAUGUUAUCAGCAAGAUUAAAAAUUCAAGGUGAAAAUGUUGAUCUUUCACCAUAAUGGUCUUUAAAUUGCAAUUAUUUCAAUCAAGGAUGUGAUGGUGGUUAUCCUUAUUUGGUAAAUAAAUUUGCUGAAGAAUAAGUUCUUGUUUCUGAAGCAGCUGAACCAUAUUAAGGAUUUGAUGGAUCAUGUAAUUUCUAAAAAGCUAAAUCUUAAUCAAAAGUUUAUAAAACUAAGUAAAUUAUUAAUUUAUAUCUAUUUUAGAAAUUAUAAAUAUUUAGGAGGUUCAUAUGGUAGAGUAUCAGAAUAAGUUAUUAUGAUGGAAAUUAUGAAGAAUGGACCUGUGGUCUUAAGUUUUGAACCAUCUUAUGAUUUUAUGUAUUAUGAAUCUGGUAUUUAUCAUUCCAAAGCAGAAACAAAUGAUUAUGCUGAAUGGGUAUUUUAAAUUAUAUUUAUAAAUUAGGAAAAAGUUGAUCAUUCAGUUUUAUGUUUUGGUUGGGGAGAAGAAAGUGGUGUUAAAUUUUGGAUGUUAUAAAAUAGUUGGGGAGAUCAAUGGGGAGAAGGCGGAAAUUUUAGAAUGAAAAGAGGAGUUGAUGAAUCAGCUAUUGAAAGUAUGGCUGAAGCAUCUGAUCCAUAUGUUGUUAAUUAGAAUUCAAGUACAAGCUUUUCAGAAACUAAAGCAAAUAACUCAGAUUUCGAUUAUGAAGAUGAUGAUAGUAUCUUUUCUUUCAAUUAGAUUAGAUAAAACUUAAAAUGAUAUUUUAUCGACAUUAAUCAUAAAUCAUAAUAAUCU
Molecule: messenger RNA, 1670 nt
Organism: Paramecium sonneborni
Lineage: Eukaryota; Ciliophora; Oligohymenophorea; Peniculida; Parameciidae
Source: the annotation of a GenBank genome assembly